Molecule: messenger RNA, 2136 nt
Organism: Aspergillus alliaceus
Lineage: Eukaryota; Fungi; Ascomycota; Eurotiomycetes; Eurotiales; Aspergillaceae
Product: NADP-dependent oxidoreductase domain-containing protein
Exons: 4
Coding region: 1-2136 (711 amino acids)
Biological process (GO): proteasome assembly
Molecular function (GO): oxidoreductase activity; proteasome binding
Source: RefSeq, a predicted model, not a curated record
AUGGCCAACCUCGAGCACACCAAGAAGACCUACACCCUGAACACCGGGGACAAGAUUCCCGCCAUUGGUCUUGGUACCUGGCAAUCCAAGCCUAAUGAGGUCCGGGAGGCCGUCAAGAAUGCUCUCCUGAAGGGCUACCGCCAUAUCGACACUGCUCUUGCCUACGGUAACGAAGCCGAAGUUGGACAGGGUAUCAAGGACUCCGGUGUUCCCCGCGAGGAAAUCUGGAUCACCACCAAGCUCGACAACACCUGGCACCACCGUGUCACCGAGGGUAUUGAAUCCUCGCUGAAGGACCUCGGCGUUGACUACGUCGACCUCUACCUGGUGCACUGGCCCAGCUCGACCGACCCCAAUGACAAGUCCAAGCACCUCCCGGACUGGGACUUCAUUAAGACCUGGCAAGAAAUGCAGAAGCUGCCUGCAACCGGCAAGGUCAGGAACAUCGGUGUCUCCAACUUCGGCAUUAAGAACCUCGAGAAGCUCCUGAACGACCCCAGUACCAAGAUCGUCCCCGCCGUCAACCAGAUUGAGUUGCACCCCAACAACCCCUCCCCCAAGCUGGUCGCCUAUAACUCCUCCAAGGGCAUUCACUCUACCGGCUACUCUUGCCUGGGCUCCACCAACUCUCCCCUAUACAAGGAUCCUACUCUCCUCCAGCUCGCUGAGAAGAAGGGCAAGACUCCUCAGCAGGUCCUGCUUGUGUGGGGUAUCCAGAAGGGAUGGAGCGUUAUCCCCAAGUCUGUUAGCAAGUCACGCAUUGGCGCCAACUUUGAGAUUGACGGCUGGGACCUGUCUGCCGAGGAGGUUAACCAGCUGGACAACUUGAAGGACCGCUUCAAGAAGGCUUAUAAAGCGAUCAGAACAAAGUUCCCAGAACAAGUACAGCAUGGUAGCCUACGACUCCAACCAGCCUUCGCACGUAUAAACCCUUCUCAGCCCAUCAACCGUGCUGCAGCAAUCCGCCAGGCCCGGCGCCGCCACUACUCCACUCGCGCGGGCUCCUUCGUUUCUUAUCUCCGAACUGGCCUGCAGGGUGAUCGCGCUGCCUACAAGACAUCCCGGGUUGCAGCAAACAUCAGCCGCCUUACCUCUCGCGCUCCCUUUGCGUCGACCCUUCGUCCGAACCUGACCGGCGGUACUCUAGGCCGUACGGCUGGAGGCUAUACUAUCGGUGCUGGUCGGAUCGGCGGUGCUCGGUACUUCUCGCAUGGUCCGGCUGCACCCGCUCAGGUCGUUCAGAACGUCUCUAUGGGUGUCCGAGCAUUCUUCCUCUCCGGCCAGAAGGCCCGGUUCGAUGGCAUUGACGCUAUCAGCGGAAACAAGAAAUACAAGGCCGUCAGCGCGCUUCAAGACCAGGCCGAGCGGAAAAUGAUGGGAAUCCCUCGGACCGCACCGGGAUCGUUCAUUGACUUCCAACUCUCCCCUACCAUCACAGCGUUUGGCCUGCAGAAGAAGUUUGACCCAUCCGGGGCCUUCGCCUGCGAGACACUCAACUCAGAAGGUCUCUUGGACUGCCUCUCUGCUGACUUUGCCCGUGCUCUCAAGGACCUAUCCGCCGUACUAAAUGAUCUCAAACGCUUGUCAACUUUGGGUGAUCUUCCCAUCUUACUUCACGACAGGUCGACGCUACGGGUGCGGUUCCCUGGGUGUGACGCAGCCACUGUUGAACGCCUUUGUGACGAGGUUGGGGUCCAACGAGGAAAGAUUAUGCAAGACGAGGAUUUUGAUAUCCGUACUGGUGCUGAUCUUGCCCUUCUAUUUCCUUUUGCCCCAAGUAUCCCGGCAUCCCCGGAGGUGGGUUACUUUUUCCCAAAGGAGCCGUCUGAGCCACAGGCCCCCGAAGAAGUUGACUGGCAAGCAAUGAUGUCUCCGAAGAGCCACACAGAGGCUUCGCCUGAGCUCUUUGAACGCUCAGGACCUAGACUCAGCUUUGAGGACGUAACCAUAUUCGGCGAGAAUCCGUGGCAACAGUCCUCUUCGUCAUCCGGAUAUUCAAGCGUGAACAUCAGCGAACUCGGUGACCGUUCGUUCUUCUGUGAGAUCUCGAGCACGGGCUUCCCUGAAAGUUCUUCUGAAUAUGAUGGAUCUGAUGGGAUACACCGAUUCAUCGCGGAAUGUAACCGCCCUUCAUAA